CUUUGGGGCAUAACUUCAAUUUUAGCACCGACUCUCCUCCGGUGGUUCCAAACCAAGAAAAUUUUGAGCGCCUUUACUUCUGGUAUUACAAGAAGGAAAACCCAUAUAGAAGCUCCAUCAUAUUGACCUCCGAUCCCGUAAAAUUAUCUUAAAUGAAUUUAUCCGAAACAUGACACCGUAGACAGGCAAGACUAUCAGAAGCUUGCAAGCUUCUUACUACAACACAGAAUCUUGAAGAGUAGCACUAAAUUCGAAUUAGGUUAUGUCCAAAACAUGUAAAUAAAUAAAGUUGAGAGAGUAUAUAUCAGAUCUGAUUUUGAGGUUUCAGAGGUCACUGCAGUUUCUGAAGAGAUGGAGAUUACUGUAAAGGGAUCGAGCAUGAUAUGCCCUGCUCAAGACACGCCAAAGGAGAGACAAUGGAUCUCAAAUGUGGACAUGGUGAUGACAACAUAUCAUGUUCCCUUGUUGUUCUUCUACAAACCAAAUGGUUCCUCUGAUUUCUUUAAAGCCCAAGUGCUUAAAGAGGCUUUAAGCAAGACUCUUGUGCCAUUCUACCCUAUGGCUGGGAGGUUGGGAAGUGAUGAAAAUGGUAGACUCCAGAUAAUAUGCAAUGCGGAGGGAGUUCUAUUCAUAGAAGCUGAAACUACUUGUGCUAUAUAUGAUCUUGGCGAUUUUGUUCCUAGCUUAAAACUGCGGCAACUAGUUCCAACGGUUGAUUACUCUGGAGAUACCUCCUCUUACCCGCUUGUUAUGGCCCAGGUAACAACUUUCAAAUGCGGUGGAGUCUCUGUUGGAAUUGGAAUUCACCACACUUUGGCAGAUGGCACAACUUCCUUUCAUUUCAUCAAUAGUUGGUCUGACUUAGCAAGAGGCUUGUCCGUGAUUAGGGAGGCGCCACUUAUUGACCGAACCCUUCUUGGAGCACGUGUGCCACCAACCCCUAGAUUUCAUCAUGUUGAAUAUGAUCCAUCUCCUGCCUUAAGCACCUCUACGUCAAUUCUUAAACUUGACCCCGAUCCUAAACCCUCAUCUGUAUCCGUUUUUAAGAUCACAUUCAAUCAACUCAAUACCCUAAAAGCCAAGUCAUUCAAAAAUGAAAAUGCAAUUAAGUGCAGCACCAACACUAUCCUAACCGCAUACAUAUGGCGUUGUGUAAGUAAAGCUCGAGGCCUCUUAGAUGAUCAACCAACCAAGCUACACAUGCCAAUUAAUGGACGCCCCAGACUGCAUCCUCCUCUCCCGUCAGGAUACCUGGGCAAUGCUAUUUUCACGGCUUCAUUAGUUGCUCUAUCUGGAAAUCUCCAAUCAGAACCAUUUAUAAAUACCAUAGAGCAAAUUCAUGGCGCAUUGGAAAGGAUGGACAAUGAGUAUCUAAGAUCAGUUCUCGAUUACCUACAAAAACUGCCAGAUAUAACUGCUGUCAGGAGAGGACCACAAACUUUCCAGUGCCCAAACCUAAAUGUCAACAACUUGAUGCGAUUUCCUGUGUAUGAUGCAAAUUUUGGAUGGGGUCGUCCCAUCCACGUGGGCCUUGCAAAUGUUGUCCAUGAAGGAAAAAUAUUCCUAUUUCCAAGUCCAACUGAUGACGGGAGCCUCUCGGUGGUAGCAUGCCUGGAGACCUCUCAUAUGAAACCUUUCCGGAAACAUCUUUAUGAAGGCUUAGUGGCGUUUGACAAAAUAAGGGCUCGUUAUUAGUUGUUUGUUCUCUCCGUCAGUAUCUAACCAAUUAAGCUGUUUUUUUUAUCCUUUAAGUAAACCUUUUUUGUUGAAUUGUGUUUAUUUAAGUUUGCCGCCUUGAAUUACCCAUCUCUAACAUGAAUCACUAAAUAUUAUCCCAAGAUAGCUAGAGAUCUUUCAUGUACUCCAUUUAACAUUCUAACUUUAACCUGUUUUAUUUCACAGCUAA
Molecule: messenger RNA, 1906 nt
Organism: Durio zibethinus
Lineage: Eukaryota; Viridiplantae; Streptophyta; Magnoliopsida; Malvales; Malvaceae
Product: shikimate O-hydroxycinnamoyltransferase-like
Molecular function (GO): acyltransferase activity, transferring groups other than amino-acyl groups
Source: RefSeq, a predicted model, not a curated record